GCGCUGGCUGCGAUUUGUUUUUUUUUGUAUUUCGUGUAAAUUUCUUCAGUUUUACCACGGUUAUGCUGUGAGCUUUACGAUUACGAUAUCCUGGUUGCUGUUUUGUUAGUUCAAGAAAAUAAUUUUUAUGAAGUUUCGGAAGGUUCAGAGCUAACAUGUCGCGAAAAUCAUUAUCGCUGUCUACAAUAUCAAAAAGUGGUUCUAAGAAACAAGCUAGUUUAAUGGCAUUCAUGGCUAAAACAGAUAGAACUAAUUCUAGGUAGGUAAACGAUCGCUGCAAGGAUUGCUGAGUUCAACUUUGUAAAUUCCGGUAUGAAGCAUUGUAAUAAAUCGAUAUGCAAUUGUUGAUUUGUGAUGAAGAUCCAGACGAUGAGGCUAAAUUGCGGUCUCCCAGCAUUUUCAAACCAAAGUUUUCGAAGAUCUCAGCCAAACAAUCCACUAUAGAGAUAGUUUCUAGUGAUUCCGAUACAUCUCCAGAACCGAAAAGCAAAGUAUUAUGGAAAACAGACGAUGAACAGUGCAGUUCCUCUAAAGCGAUGGAUGAAUAUGACCUGAUGGUGUCGGGAUAUUGUCCAGAUUCAGGAGCAAUUUCGAUGGGAUUGCAGUUGGAUUUGGAAAGUGACAGUCGGUAUCUGCAAGCUACAAAAAAGUUACAGGAAAAUUUGGCAAAAAUCAGCCCUGCCAAAAAUGCUUCAAUACCUACAGAAGGUUCUAAAGUUGGAAAGUUUCAGUACAAAGUUCCCAAGGCUUCAUCCAUGCUAGCAGCUUUGGACGUGCCGUUGAAGAAACCGAUCAACUUUAAUGUCACACCCGUCAAAAACGAAAACGAUCAGUGCAAGCCUUCCAGUUCUACUCCAAUUGCUUCCAGUAGCUGCUUCGAUUUCAAGCAGAAGCAGUCCACUGUUUUUUCCAACAAAAACCCAUCUAAAGUAAAGGAAAAGGGAUCGAAUAAUACCAACGGUUCGACCAAGGCCACAUUUGCUGGUAACAUAUCGGUCAGCACAACACCCAUUGCAACAACACGUUCCGUGAAAGAAAAUAUUACUUCUGAUUAUCGGUUGAGUUCAAAAGAGGAAAAUCUAAAAAUCAAGUUCGAUCCCGAUUUGGACGAAUACAUGGUAGAUGUUUUGAACAGCUCAAGUUUUAAAAUCAAUGGUUAUUCGCAGUCAAGCCUGAAAAACAACUGUAACUCACUGCAAGAAAUUCAAAAGUCGCUUCUGGAAAAAUAUUACAGUAUUCUAAGUCAACUUCCUAUUGAAUUCUUCAGCUCGAUAGACGGCUUUCGUCUCGACACAUACAGUAAGCUCAAAUCAUUGAUUGAAAACGUAAAAGGUAAAAUAAAAGUAAAUGAGAAGGCGUUGGAAAGUGUUGGAACUAAUUUCACGACUGGCUCGCGAAAAAGCAGACUGGACACGCCCGUUAACAACAGUAGAUUGGAAGUAAAUCGAAAAAUUAGUGAUAGUUCAAACAGCUCAUUGUAUGACACAAACUUCAAAGAACCUGAAAACGAUGUGGAUACUGAUAGUGAUAUUUUGUCUACACAAUCGUCAUCGAAGUCGAGCGCUUUUAUAUUCAAGAAACCUAUUUUUGGUACAAGCACUGUUUCCUCUGUUAUCACAUCAACAGCGGCAGAGACGGGAGAAAAUGAAGAUGAUGAAGAUGAUAUUGAAUCUAUACUAAAUAAUAUUCGAGAAGCGGAACUUAUUGACAAAGGACAGGCUCAUCAGACAAAUUUGAGCGCAAUAGACCUGGUGACCCCGGAAAGUUCGUUCCGUCGGCCGGAGCCACGUGUUACUUUCAAUGCCCAGGAAACAUCGUUGCGCAAUACUCAAUUUAUUGAAAACAUUGAAACGCAGUUAGAUGACGAUGGUUGGCAGGUUUACGAUCCCUCACAAUUCGAGGACGAUAAAGAGGCCAUCUGCAUAGCAGACGUAUCUGAAGUCUUUCCCAGCACAUCUUUCAAUCAACGAAACAUCUCCAAGAAUGAUUCUACUGUUUGCCAAUUAUUAGACAGAAGUUCAAGUCAGGCUUCUAAUAAUGUCCUUGAAUCACAGAAAUCGCUUGGAAAUUUCCAUUCUGGAGUACGGAACGACGGAGUAACUGGAGAGUUUGAUGGAAUGAACUAUGCACACUCAAAUGAGAUGAGAAUAGCGUUCAGAGAAACCUUUGGCCUUCGGUCGUAUCGUCCUAAUCAGCUGCAGGUGAUCAAUGCCACACUUUUGGGCUUCGAUUGCUUUGUGCUAAUGCCUACAGGCGGUGGAAAAUCUCUGUGCUAUCAACUUCCGGCCCUUCUUAUAGAUGGCGUAACGAUAGUGGUUAGCCCGCUUAAGUCACUGAUGCUGGAUCAAGUCAACAAGCUUAGCGCAUUGGGCAUCCCAGCUGCUCAUUUAUCCGGAUCGGUAACCGGCGCAGAAGAGCAGAAAAUAUACAACGACUUGCAGAGUCCGAGUCCAGAACUGAAACUACUUUAUGUUACUCCGGAAAAAAUAUCAGCUUCGGCGCGAUUUCAAAAUGCGCUAUCUGGCUUAUCUCGAAUGAAUAAGUUGGCUAAAUUCGUCAUAGAUGAAGCUCAUUGUGUAUCCGCUUGGGGACAUGAUUUUCGGCCGGAUUAUAAAAAGCUUUCGGUGCUCCGAGAACAAUUUCCUACGAUCCCUUUCAUGGCAUUGACGGCCACAGCUAAUACACGUGUCAGAAGUGACGUAGUAAAACAGCUUAAAAUGAAAAGUAAUACGAAGUGGUUCCUCUGCAGCUUUAAUCGGCCAAAUUUGAAGUACAUCAUUCGACCAAAGAAAGGCGUGGCAACUAAAACAGAAAUCAUCGAUCUGAUCAAAAGCAAGUUCCCUCGUGCGUCAGGUAUUGUUUACUGCCUGACGAAGAAAGAAUGUGACCAGCUCGCGGAUGAAAUGAAAAGUGCUGGCAUCUCGGCACAAAGCUAUCAUGCGGGAAUGCCAGACGUACGGAGGGAAUCAACGCAAAAGAAUUGGAUCACAGAUAAAACUAAAGUUGUUUGCGCGACUAUAGCUUUUGGCAUGGGAAUAGACAAACCGGAUGUGCGUUACGUCAUUCACCAUUCCAUGCCAAAGAGUAUUGAGGGAUACUAUCAGGAAGCAGGCAGAGCUGGUCGAGAUGGUGAACUGGCAACUUGUAUAUUGUAUUACAGCUAUUCAGAUAUGCAUCGGUACAGGAAAAUGAUAGAUUAUGAGAACAUUCCUUUCGAUGCUAAACAAGUACAUGUGAACAAUUUAUAUCGCAUGGUUAACUAUUGCGAAAAUUACGUAGACUGUCGGCGAAAGCAACAACUGGAAUACUUCGCCGAACAUUUUACACGAGAGCAAUGCAUGCAGAAUCGUUUCAGCGCGUGUGACAACUGUUUGUCUCAAAGCGAUUACACAACUGUUGAUGCUACGGAUGACUCUUUAGCAAUAGCAAAGAGCGUGCGAGAUUUAUGCUCAGGAAGCAAUCGCUUUACGCUCCUGCAUCUAGUAGAAGUGUUUAAAGGAAGCGAACAACAGAAAAUACUCGAAAAUAAUCAUCAUAAAACACAGUACCAUGGACGUUUAAGGUCGUGGGAGAAAAACGACAUUCAAAGGCUGAUACACAAGCUGGUCAUCGAAGAUUAUUUGAAAGAAGAUAUAAUAUUCAGCAAAGGUAUUCCCCAAGCAUACAUUAAAAUCGGGUCAAAAAUUGAGAAACUUAUGAAUCGUGAAGUACGCAUUGCUUUCUCGCUGACGGCUAAAACCUCUGGCAAGAAAAUCCAACCCGUCGAUGUUGCCAAUGAACCGAAACUUGACAAUCAAAGCAAAUCGCUAUUUAAGGAUUUGCAGGAACGAUGUUAUAAUGAUUUGCUGGACAAAUGUAGAACACUCGCCGCCGAUAGAAAUGUUACGCUUGCUUCGGUUAUGAAUAUGCAGGCUCUCAAAGCCAUGGCAGAGCAACUACCGGAGACGCAGGCAGAAAUGCUAGGCUUGCCACAUGUCACGAAGGCUAACUUUGAGAAAUAUGGACAAGAGUUGCUCGAGAUCACCCAAAAUUAUGCUGCUGAAAAAAUAAUCCUAAUGCUUGACGCUGGUGGUGAUGAAGAUGGAGACAGCAGUGAUGGAAGCGGGGAAGGCAACGAUAAAACAGACUGGGGUCGACUGGCACGAGAGGCGUCAGCGAGCAGUUCUAGCGCCGGCGGAGUGAAACGUAAACGAAGUUGGCGCUCGGGCAAAACAGGAACCAAGCGGUAUAAAAAAGGUGGCAGGAAGUCGAGCGCUCGUUCAAAAACUACUAGCCCUCGUAAAGUAGGAGCAAAGAAAAGUACUGUGAAGAGAGGAAAACAGAGUGUUCGACCUGGGGCCUCAGGGUUCGGACUACUACCGCUCCUGGGUAAUCGAUAGCUGUAAAUGUAAUGUUUUGUAUUUUUUUUACUAUAAAUGAUCAAAAAACAGUAAACGGUUUAUUUUUUAUUGCCGAUAUAAA
Messenger RNA from Armigeres subalbatus, 4461 nucleotides. It is a transcript of the gene Blm, whose product is annotated as recQ-like DNA helicase Blm. Gene Ontology annotation, cellular component: chromosome; nucleus; cytoplasm. Gene Ontology annotation, molecular function: four-way junction helicase activity; 3'-5' DNA helicase activity; ATP binding. NCBI's taxonomy places the organism in Eukaryota, Metazoa, Arthropoda, Insecta, Diptera, Culicidae. Bases 336 to 4379 code for a protein of 1347 amino acids. The record is from RefSeq and is a predicted model, not a curated record. The transcript has 6 exons. Gene Ontology annotation, biological process: double-strand break repair via homologous recombination; DNA replication.